AUGAUCUUCCAAGUUGAAUAUCUGACCCCUACGCAACAAUUGCCGCCUGGCCCGGCAUGCCCGGGUGAAGUGAAGACUCGUGAUCGUGGCGCACUGUCCAAGCUCCCUCCAGGGUCUGACAUCUUCGAGGCCUUUACUAAGGUCAGAGCAGCCAAACAUCUCACAUAUGAGGAAGCAUUUCUCAAGCUCCUGGCAACUUUUGAUAUCCCGCUAUCCACACUAUCACAAACGACCAAGACACUGGACAUAUCCUUUUCAAACGCUAGCUACCAACAGAUUGCACCAUACGUGUGGCUUGACCCCAAUGGUGGAGGUCGCGACAUGUCGCCCCUAGAUGUCUGCCGAUCUAGGAUCCCUACCGACUUAUUUCGUGACAUCACACGUGAUGUUGAAGAUGCCUUAACACAGUACGGUCCCAUUGAUGCUCAUGAAAACGAGGAAGCCAGAUCCCGUUUCAUCUCCUCCCUUUUCAGCCGCAUUGUUUGCCUGUUUAAUAGCAUUGUCGUGAACAAGCCAGGGACCCUGCUAGAGAGUGAGUUCACUCGGCGAGGCCGAAUCGAGCACCACUUUAUCUCACUCGACACUGUGAGCAUCGUUUUCGUCGAAGUGGAAAAGAUCUUAACAGUGGGAAAAAGCAGACUUGAUAUGAAGGCCCAGGUUCUUGCCGAGUGUGCAGCGUGUGACUACGCCAACUUGAAGCAGGGGCACUGGGUGCCUAUACUUGCUAUCCUCUGUGAUGGUAACAACUUCGAGUUCCUUGUUUACGACUCGGCAGAUAAGGCCAUAUACUCAUCAGGCCGAAUGACAGGGAUUGUAGCAGAUGAGCGAGGUGACCAUGUUGAUCUCCUUAUCUCUACUAAAAAAACCUGCGAAUACCUCUUCGACUGGUUCAUUAUGGGCUAUAUUAAUAGCCUUCAGUCCUUCGGGCACGUGUCCUUAAAUGGGUCGCGCGUGACGAAACGAGAGUCUACUGGGCAGUGGGAAAGUGCCCUUGCCGCUGCUAACACUGCGCACUGGUAUCUGAGAGGGGCGGCAGAAGCCGCCAAGAAGGCAAAGUUGAGGGAUGCUGAGGCUAUGGCAAGCCAUGCCACCCUACGAGAAAAACAUUGA
This is a messenger RNA of Penicillium verrucosum, 1110 nucleotides long. RefSeq lists its product as uncharacterized. Lineage: Eukaryota; Fungi; Ascomycota; Eurotiomycetes; Eurotiales; Aspergillaceae. The transcript has 3 exons. The coding region runs from base 1 to 1110 and encodes 369 amino acids. The record is from RefSeq and is a predicted model, not a curated record.